AGCGGCCCCGACUCAUCCCACAGCACUGAGGUGGCGCCCAUGGACGGUGCCACAGCCGCCCAUGAGCCCAGCACAGACCCGAAAACUGCUCAAGGCCAUGAUGAAGUGUUGGAUGGCGAUGAUGCCGCGCCGGGUAAUAAAAGCACCCUGCCUGGGGAAACCAAGAUCCCAUCGGGGUCCAACGCCACAUCGCUCUUGGACCAUGACGUUUUGCUUGAGCACGGGCAUUUGAGCGACUUGGCGGCCAUGGCUCUAACUGGUGACAGCACCGUGCAUGGGUGUGUGUCUCGGGUGUUGUUGCUGCUGCUUCUGGGGCUGUGGGGCACCGCGGCUCUCUGCUGA
Molecule: messenger RNA, 342 nt
Organism: Trypanosoma cruzi
Lineage: Eukaryota; Euglenozoa; Kinetoplastea; Trypanosomatida; Trypanosomatidae
Product: trans-sialidase, putative
Exons: 1
Source: RefSeq, a predicted model, not a curated record